Bactrocera oleae (olive fruit fly) is the source of this 1445-nucleotide messenger RNA. Its product is annotated as aldo-keto reductase family 1 member A1. Gene Ontology annotation, cellular component: cytosol. Gene Ontology annotation, molecular function: aldose reductase (NADPH) activity. The record is from RefSeq and is a predicted model, not a curated record. NCBI's taxonomy places the organism in Eukaryota, Metazoa, Arthropoda, Insecta, Diptera, Tephritidae.
GUAAUUAAUAAAACAAGAGCUAAAGCGCAGCGAGGGCGCCAAAGUAAAUUACUGGCUUGCUUAAUACGCGUCGGUAUAUGAAAACCAGUAUUUUUCACGACAAUAAAGCUUAACGGUUGGCUAAAAGUGUCGUUGGUUGACACACAGUCAGCUUUCUUUCACCGCAUUCAGAGUAGAAUUGAACUCGGCGUGGUCAAGUUUGUUGUGCGCUGUGAUUGAACACAUACAAUUUUGUACAAUAAAAGAUAAUACAGAUUUAUUUAUAUUAUUUAUUUACUGAUAAUUACAAGAUAUGAGCGAGCAAAAGUAUUUGAAUUUGAACAAUGGCUUGCGAAUGCCAAUACUUGGUUACGGCACUUGGAUGGCUAGUGAGGAAGAAAUCAACACAGCUGUAAAUGAAGCGCUCAGGGUGGGCUACCGUCACAUUGACACGGCACCAGUGUAUUUAAAUGAAAAGGCCAUUGGAAAUGUGUUAACCAAGUGGUUUUCUUCUGGAAAACUAAAGCGAUCCGAUUUAUUUAUCACUACCAAGUUACCACCACCAGGCGCUGACAGACCCGAUCUAGUUGAGCUGACAUUGAGAAAAUCGCUUGCGGAUCUUCAACUAGAUUAUGUCGAUUUAUAUCUAAUACACACACCUAUAACUGUGGUUGUAGACGAAAAGGGUGCAUUCAAGCAUCAUGAAGAUGGAACCGUAAUUGUUGAUCCUAGCACUGAUCUUGUAGCUAUUUGGAAGGAAAUGGAGGGUCUGGUCGCAAAAGGCUUGACUAAAUCGAUUGGAAUUUCCAACUUUAAUGUGAAGCAAAUCGAGCGGAUUCUACAGAACUGCACCAUUCAGCCAGCAGUCUUGCAGAUCGAAUACCACAUUUAUUUGCAACAACCAGAACUAAUCGAGUAUUGCAAAUCUGCAAAUAUAGCCGUGACCGCCUACUCGCCGCUCGGCUCCAAAGGUGUAGGAAACUUGAACAAGAGCGCCGGCGUGGACCGCGAAUUACCCGAUUUACUUGAAGUGCCCGUGGUCAAGAAGAUCGCACGAAACCAUAACAAAAGUGAGGCACAAGUGUUGCUACGUUGGAUUGUUCAAAAAGGUAUAUCGGUUAUACCAAAGAGUACCAAUUCUAAACGUAUGUGCGAGAAUAAGAAUAUCUUUGAUUUUAAAUUGAGUGCGGAGGAAAUUGAACAGCUCAAUAAUUUGGAUGCAAAUGUACGUGUGGUGAAUUUCUCAUUUUUCCCAGGCGUUGACAAGCAUCCAGAGUUCCCCUUCUAAGCGUUUUAGUUACGCACGGCAAAUAACAACUGAUUCACUCUUUUAAUAUGUAUUGGAAUAUGUAUGAAUUAAUGUUAACUGUUUCACAUGAAUAGAUAGACCCUGGGGUGCACACAUAAAAUAGUUUAUACAACAAAAAGAAAAUAAACACAUUAUUUAAAUGUUUCAGCAACCGGCA